This is a messenger RNA of Durotheca rogersii, 1680 nucleotides long. Its product is annotated as C2H2 type zinc-finger-domain-containing protein. Gene Ontology annotation, cellular component: preribosome, large subunit precursor. The transcript is spliced from 2 exons. The coding region runs from base 1 to 1680 and encodes 559 amino acids. The record is from RefSeq and is a predicted model, not a curated record. Gene Ontology annotation, molecular function: zinc ion binding; nucleic acid binding. NCBI's taxonomy places the organism in Eukaryota, Fungi, Ascomycota, Sordariomycetes, Xylariales, Xylariaceae. Gene Ontology annotation, biological process: ribosomal large subunit biogenesis.
AUGGCUACGACCGCUGGGGGGCAUUCAGGUGCUGCCCUACCUGCUAAGCAGGAUUCCGCGCCCUCUUCCCAUCAGUACACUUGCAAUACAUGUCAAGUGGCCUUCCGCUUUGCUGACACCCAGAAAGGCCAUAUGAAGAGCGACUGGCACCGAUACAACCUGAAGCGUCGUGUUGCGUCACUGCCACCCAUCUCGUCUGAAGUGUUUACCGAGAAGGUCCUCCAAGCUCGCGCCGAAACCACAGCGGAGGCGGAUCGCGCUGGCUAUCAACGUACUUGUGAGGUCUGCCAACGGACGUAUUACAGCGAGAACUCGUUCCGAAAUCAUGUCUCGAGCCAAAAACACAAGGCCAGGGAGCUGGCCCUCCAGCUCCAGGGGCCAAAACCAGAUGACGCCAGUUCUAUUAUGAGCUCCACUUUCUCUCUGGACGAACUUAAACCUGUACCCGACGGCAAGGUCGAUUCAGAUGCCGAAGAAGAGUUCAAUGAGGUCGUUGAAGGUCUCCAGAAAACUAGCCUGGCAGAGCGUCCUUCCCCGGUGAAGAGACCGUCAAACCCUGACCCUUCCGCCGAGGCGCAGCACAAGAAGGAGCAUCUGGUUUCGGAAGAGAGUAGCGAAGCCGCUUCUAGUACAUCGACACCUGUUCCUAACCCUACACUCAAGUCGUGCCUAUUCUGCAACUACGAUUCGCCCAGUGUGUCUCUCAAUAUUGUCCACAUGGAACGAAUCCAUAGCAUGUUUAUCCCCGAGAAGCAGUACUUGGUCGACCUAGACGGCCUCCUUGGCGCAUUGCAGCAGCGAAUCCAAGAAUUCCACGAAUGUCUAUACUGUGGCAAAAUUAAGAGCACCGCGCUUGCUGUCCAGACUCACAUGCGAGACAAGGGCCACUGCAAGGUACCCUACACUUCGGAGGAUGAACAGGUCGAGAUUGGUGAUUACUAUGACUUCCGAAGCACCUAUUUAGAUAGCGAGGACUCGGAAGACGAGUCGAUGGAUGACGACAGGCAAGGCGGGGGUGCCAAGCUCGGAGCUAAACGAUCGGCCAAGGCCAUCGGCGAGGACGGACGCGAGGCCGUCGAUGAGGAAGGAUGGGAGACGGAUAGCUCUACAUCGUCCUGCAGAUCUGAAGACCUAGGACCCAUCCCAGUUGAUCAUCAGUUGCGACAGUUUGAGCGGCUCGAUAAACACCCCCACCACUCGUCUCACGAUCCCCGACAUCACCACCAGAGAGACGGGUGGCAUUCCCAUGCUCAUAAACACCGCGCCAUCUUCUACGACGAUACCGAAUUGCACCUUCCUUCCGGUCGCGCGGUUGGGCAUCGAUCCCUCGCCAAGUAUUACCGUCAGAACCUUCACAAUUACCCUUCUGCCCAGGAGCGUGCCGAGAGGCUGGCCAUCGAGGCCGCGUCGCCUUCGGGAGAGGGUUCCACGGAAACUGACGGCGAUGGGAACGCCGGUGGCCAGGUCGCUUCGCGCCAGGAUCGCGGACGCAAUGGCGUCGUCGUGAGCCGAGCGAACGGAGGAACGGGUAUGUUGGGAGCGACCGAUGAGAAAAGAAGGGAAGUCCGCCGCGACGAGCAGAGGGGCCGUAAGCAGGAGCACGCGGCGCAGAGGCGGAAUGAGUGGGCUGUUAACAAGCAGGCGAACCAUCAGAAGUUCUACAACUACCAGAUCUUGUGA